AUGCCUUCAAAUGAAUCAAUAGAAGAACAUACAGAUGAGGAUACCUCUGGGAUUGAAGAGCCUGAUGAACUUACAAAUAGAUCGAGUUUAAAAGAGAGAGAUACAGAAUCGGUGGCAUCGAACCAAAAUGACGAUGAUACAACGAAUGGAAGAGCAGAUGUUAUAGAUGGUGCAACCACUAAAGUACAGAAGGCAACUGUAAGUGGUACUGAUACGUCUAUUCUCUUAGAACGGGAAAACCCACAAUUGGAAAUCCUUCCCUCUGAAUCUAUCGAUAAUUCCCGGUCAGAACAUGAGAUAGCAGGUUCAGAUAAUUCGACAACUCAACAUGUCCAUCCAGGAGUCGAACUAAAUAAGAAUCAACUGGACUCGACGGGCGGGGGCGAGGAAACACUCACGAACGUAUCAAAAGAAGACAAAGUUGGAUCUCUUAUAGGUACUAAAGAUGCUUCAUUCACUAAACAAAAAGUCGAAGAACAGAAGCAAGAGACAAAAAAAUUCGAUUCAGAAAUUGAUUUAAACCAACAGCUGGAUUUUUUAAACGAUAUGAAAGGUGGUAUGAGGAACCUAAAUGAAUCAGACAUAGAAAAUGAUCAUGAAGCAUUUGUAGAUGACGAGAAACUUUCUCCUAAUACGCAAGUUGGGGUGGAUACCAGUGUAAAUAGCCCUCUGGAUAACAAAGAAACAACUGAAUAUGUUUCAGAUGAAGAGAAAUUACUCUCAAGUAAACCCCCAAAUCAUGAAACGGGUGCAAUAGUAACCGAGCAAAAUGAUAUAUCUGUUGGUGAUGAAUCACCUUUGAAAAGUUUAUCCCAGGGCGAUAACCAAAAUGAUACUGCUGGUCGACCAGAUACUGACAUUUCCUUGGAUAGAACUGCAAAAGAGCAUGAUGCAGUAGAAGAAGAACCCAUAAAUGCUCAGAAGUUUCCAUCAGGCAAUAUCAGAAAACUUCCACCUAUACCUAUCCAAAUUUCAAACGAGAAGGAUGAAAAUUCGAGUCAAAAAGAAGCGUCUACUUCGACUUCACCACCAUUGCCACCUAGACAAAAUGUUGCGAUACCUACUUCACCUAGAUUGCCACCAAGAGGGAAUUCAAGGGAACAGCCACCAAAGGAGAAGUCCAGGGAACAGCCGCCGACGAAGAACGCUGUCCCACCCCCACUAGAAGAAGAAAUGAAAUCAGAAAAGUUUCGCAAAAAUCUUGAAGAAACCAAGAAAAAUAGCCAUAAAUAUAUUCCUCUCACUAGUUCCAAAGCUGUGCAGUUAGAUUCCACUGCAGAAAUUAACUUAAUCGCUAGUCGUUACCGCAAGACCAGUCACCACUUGAAUAAAGAAGGGGAAGAGACCAGAGAGUCGUUGCAAGAGGGGCAAAGCUUUUUAAAAUCGACAUAUACGUCGUUUUUAGAGAACUUACCUGAGUAUAAUGAGGUAGAUAAUGUUAGUGAAGGUGAUAGAGAGAUGUUCAAAAUCGAUUGGUCAUUUUGGACCCAAGUGGUUAAUGAUUUUGCUACAGUGGCAAGUAAUGAACCAGAAAAGCUAGAGGCGCAUGUUACUAAUGGAAUACCACCACAAAUCCGUGGUAUACUAUGGCAACUUAUGGCAAAUUCCAAAUCAAGAGAAAUGGAGGACAUAUACGAAACCCUGUUGGAUACGGAAUGUCUUCAUGACGCAACCAUACGUAGAGAUUUAAGAAGAACAAAGUUUGUGGGUGAGGACAAAAUGGAGUCAUUAUUCAAAGUUAUAAAGGUUUAUUCCGUUUACGAUCCAGAUGUUGGGUACACGCAGGGAAUGGCGUUCAUUGCAGCACCGCUCUUAAUGAAUUGUGAAAACGAGGCUGAAUCGUUUGGAUUGAUGGUUGGAUUGAUGAAGAAUUAUGGAUUAAGAGAACUUUUCUUACCGGGGAUGCCCGGGUUGAUGUUAAUGCUUUAUCAAUUUGAUAGAUUACUCGAAGAGCAUUCGCCCAAUUUGUAUAAUCGUUUGAUCCGUGAGGGUAUAAGUUCAACGAUGUAUGCCACACAAUGGUUCUUAACUUUUUUCGCAUACAAAUUCCCGUUAGAAUUUGUGUUAAGAAUUUUUGACAUUGUGUUUGUGGAAGGUAUUGAAGUACUACUGAAAUUUGCUGUGAACAUAAUGUUGAAGAAUGAAGAGAGUUUGGUGAAAUUGAGAUUCGACGAAGUAUUGGAAUUUUUGAAGGACGAACUUUUCAAUUAUUAUUUGGUGGGAAAUCAUGAUAAUGUCUCCGUGGUGCAAAUGGAAUUGCCGGAGGGAGCCCCAUUGAAGGGGGACGAGGCCAGCAGCCUCUCGUACAACGUCGAUCUUUUCGUUCAUGACGCCAUGAGGGGUGUUUAUGUUACACCACUGACAUUAAGAAGAUACAGGGGAGAAUACAUAGAAAUCCAUGAAAAGGAGCAGAAGAAGGAGAACCACUACGAAUCGUUGAGAAUCCAGAACCAUCAACUGCAAAGGGAGGCACAGAAGCUAGAACAUGACUAUUCGAUUUUGAACGAGGAGAACAUCAGUGCGGCCAACGAAUUGAUCGAGAAUAGAUUGAAUAUGGAGAUGUUGUUAGACGAGAAAAACGACUUGACAAAUACGAUCGCUGAUAUCAAAAAUCAAAUUGACGAGGAGAUUCGCGAGCAGAAUUUACCCAACCCGGAUGCAUCAUUGCCAAGGGCAGAUCUGAAAGAGGAUUUAGAAAGAACAGUCUCCAGGAACAAUGAAGUGAUGAGGGAGAACGGUCAGUUGGAGGAAAGAAUCUCACAGUUGCAGGCGGAAAUCGAUGAGCUGAUGAGCAUCAAUAAGGAACAGGCGUCCACUGCAUCCCUACUGGAAAGCGGGUCAAGGGGCAAGGGAAAGAAAGGUUGGACGGGCUUCAAGAAAGUUUUUAAGUAG
Molecule: messenger RNA, 2892 nt
Organism: Saccharomyces kudriavzevii IFO 1802
Lineage: Eukaryota; Fungi; Ascomycota; Saccharomycetes; Saccharomycetales; Saccharomycetaceae
Gene: GYP5
Product: GTPase-activating protein GYP5
Exons: 1
Coding region: 1-2892 (963 amino acids)
Source: RefSeq, a predicted model, not a curated record